CUCCGUACAUCCUCAUUUCCACAUGUAUGGUUCUGGGUCGAACUGGGCGCUGAAAUGAUCGCUGUGAUUUAUCUCGAAGUCUAACUAGCGUUGUAGUGUGCGCCCAUUUCUGCGACCUGAACUGCAUGACAAGAUGGUGAGUACUUGCCGUAUAGGGGGUCAGGUAUAUACCUUUUCUCUUGCUCUCAUCGAUCUCUGAGUCUCAGAUUUCUUGCCCCUCGCGUUGUUUUGUAUUUCGCUCACUUAUCAAUUGUCACGAUGCGUACAUUUUUUGCUUGGGCCUUCACAAUUCUUACAACCCUACCUAUCAUCGAUGCUCAUAGCAGCAAAAUUUCUCCUGAUGGAACAUGUGGCAGCCGUAAAGAUUUCACAUGCUUGAACUCUCGGUAUGGAAAUUGUUGUAGUCAAUAUUCUUACUGUGGCAGCACCGAUGCGUACUGCGGUAGAGGAUGUCAGGCGGGCUUUGGACAGUGCAAGGGCGUGUCCUCAAUAUCCCAUUCUUCGAUGAUAUCUUCUCUCACCUCGAAAGCGUCCUCUUCGUCAACCUCAUGCACCACUUCCUCUACAUCAUCGCUGCCAAAAUCUUCAACUCGUUCGAAGGUGCUGUUAUCAACAUCUUCAACCCCCUAUAAAGCCCCAUCUUCAACGCUAUCACCGACCCGCUCACCCAUCCUGUCACGCACCUCCUCUAGCUCGAGCAGCGUGGUACAGUCCUCAAGCUUAUCCUCGAAACUCCCAUCAUCUUCAUCGAUAUCCUCUAGUACAUCAAUGCCGCUGAUGAGUUCGACUUCGGUUUUGUCUAUCACAUCAUCAUCGACGAUGGCUACAUCAUCUUCAACAAGUUCUUCAUCUCAAAGUUCGUCUCAAGCACCGUCAGGGACCUCAACAUCUAGUCUCCCCAGCUCUACCUCAGCAAGCUGCAUUCCUACUGGGAUCAACUACGUGAAAAAUUCCGGAUUCGAGUCUGGAGCCAUCAGCCCCUGGACAAGAAAUUCGGAUACGAAUUACGCUGUCGAUGUCACAAAUUCCGCCACAGCCCACGAAGGCCAGUACCUGGUUCAGACAACGGUUCGGGGUGCCGGAGUGACUAGUAUGGAGUUACAACAACCAAAUGUUUCCAUUUCAUCUGGCACACAGAUUCGUUGCUCCGCUUGGGCGCGAUCCGAGGACGGCGUCAGCUCUACCGUUACAUACAAGAUGUUGAUAGAUGGUCAGGAAUGUGGGACUGUGGAUACUUUGGACUACGACUGGACGCAUUUCGGAGGUCUGAUCACAGUCACAGGUGACACGCAUGUGAUCACGGUACGAGUUGUUAUGAAUGAUUCGGAUUCAGUGGCAUAUUCAUUCGACGACGUUUCUGUUACUGCGGUCUCAGGUCCGAAUGUUUGCGUGUCGGAAAGUCCUCAAUAGUUUGUCUGUAACAUGAUAG
Molecule: messenger RNA, 1429 nt
Organism: Dothidotthia symphoricarpi CBS 119687
Lineage: Eukaryota; Fungi; Ascomycota; Dothideomycetes; Pleosporales; Dothidotthiaceae
Product: carbohydrate-binding module family 18 protein
Exons: 2
Coding region: 259-1410 (383 amino acids)
Molecular function (GO): hydrolase activity, acting on glycosyl bonds; chitin binding
Source: RefSeq, a predicted model, not a curated record